Molecule: messenger RNA, 1253 nt
Organism: Ipomoea nil (Japanese morning glory)
Lineage: Eukaryota; Viridiplantae; Streptophyta; Magnoliopsida; Solanales; Convolvulaceae
Exons: 2
Coding region: 259-756 (165 amino acids)
Molecular function (GO): protein dimerization activity
Source: RefSeq, a predicted model, not a curated record
UAAAUUCUUUUAGGUCGAAGAUUUGCCACUGCAUAUUUGACGUUGCAAAGCAUUUAUCAGUUGAGGCAACCAUUGGAAGCUAUGUUCACUUCUGAAAAGUGAACAAAGAGUAAUUAUGCAAGCAAAGUUGAUGGAAAAGAAGUUAGAAAAAUAAUUCUGAAGGAUAACAACUUUUGGCCAAGUUUGAUUUAUGCUAUCAAGACCACAAGAUCUUUGGUUGAAGUGUUGAGGCUAGUUGAUGGAGAAAAAGAUCCUACUAUGGGUUUUCCUUAUAAUGCUAUGGAUGAAGCCAAAGAAAAGAUAGCAAAGAACUUUGGUGGAAAAGAAAAAGAUUACAAGGAGAUAUGGGAUAUCAUUGAUGAAAAAUGGGAUUUUCAGAUGUACCGACAUUUGCAUGCAGCUGCCUACUAUCUAAAUCCCCGUUGCCAUUAUUCUCCUGAUUUUUCUACACAUCCAGAGAUCGAUCUUGGGUUAUUCCAUUGUUUAGACAAGCUCAUACCCAAUAGAGAUGAAAUGGAGAAAGCCGACCUACAAUGUAGUGCUUCCCACAACCGAGAAGGAUUUUUUGGGUUGGUUCAAGCAAAGAACACAGUCCACAAACGAACUCCUGUUGAAUGGUGGACUCAAUAUGGAGAUGACACUUCCGAGCUUCAAAAGUUUGCAAUUAAAGUGCUAGGCCUCACUUCUUCUUCAUCUAGAUGCGAGCGCAAUUGGAGUGCAUUCAAUCAAGUACACACCAAAAAAAGAAACCGCUAGACCACUACAAGGAUGAAUGAUUUGGUUUAUAUUUUAUACAACAAAAAGUUGAAGGGUAGGCACUUGAAGUUGAAAUCCUUAGGAAAUGAUGAAGAUAGCUUGUUGACUGAUGAGUUGCCAUUGGAUGAUGAAUGGCUUGUGGGUGAAAAUGAUGAAGAUGCUCCCCAUAUAAGAGUAGAUGACCUUGAUGUUGACGUUUUUGAGGGGGAGCCAUCACAAGCAGUGAAGCAACUCAAACUCAACCAACUGAAUCCUCAAGCAAGAAGGCUAGUGCAAAAGGGUCAAGUAAGGGAAAGGGAAAAUUGAGACUAAUUAAUGAAGAUGAAGAAGAAUGGGAAGAUAUAAUAAUGAUGGUGGAAAUGAGGAUGAUGAGGCUAUAGACUACAAUGAUUCUUCAGAUGAAGUUUCAUUGUGAUAUGAUGUGUUUGUUUGUUUAUAACUUUAAUCUUGAAUUGUUAUGUGUUUGUUUGCUUUAGACUUAUAUUAUGCUUAAUGUU